CCGGCAGUCGCUCGCGAGCGGGCGCCCACCACACUCGCCCGAACACUGCCCAGUACCGCAUAUAAAAAGAAACGAGACAUCGCGCAUGCGAAUAUCGAUCGCACUCAAAAUGGUACCAGUAUCUAGGUUAACCGGCUAAAAUUAAAGGUGCGUUCCGAAUUCAAGGUUGCAAUCGUCGCCGGCGCAGCUCUGAAAUAGCUAUCGUGCAUGGAAAAAUGGAUAUCUUCGGCGCGUAGCGUCCACGGCUUAGGGGCGCGUUUCCCGUGGCUUUCCAUGAUGGCGGAUGGAAAUUAUGUAAGAUUCGUGCGUUAUUGUUUCGCUUGAUUCCGCGCUAGGGCCAGCCCGUCCAUUGUUCCGAUCGAUAAAACGCGUGUGACGGAGCCCCCUCGGCUCUGGGAGUGUCUGGAGACCGGUCGAUUAUCGCGCCGCGAUUUGUGUGAAAGGGACCGUCGAUCCAUACACUCCCUCAGCGCCUUAUAUGGAGCGGGACAGGUAUACAACGCGAGCUACGCCGCGAAAUAACACACACAAACUCGAAUAUAGGUAAUACCGCGGUCCGCGGCGACUUAACUACAAAAAAUCGAUUGAAUCGAUAAAUUCGAACGCCUAACGGACUUGAGAACUAUUAGUGGACUUUUUAGGUGCUUUAGAUAUGGACUUGCCUUAAUUUUUUUCACAAUGUUUGCUGUAUAGUUGACACUGCCAGUAGGGGUAGUUUGUUAGGGACUGAGUAUCGAAGCGGUGGUGGGGCGAUUGUUUCGGUGAGGGUGGCUUGUGAUGCGGCGGCGGCCGCGGAGACACGUCGGGAGGCUACCAGAGAAACGGCCUUGUGUGCUGGUCUGACGAAACCGUUAAGGUCGCCACCUGCAGCAUAAUAGGGAGCCAUACGCCGCGGCGGAAAGACGGGUGCGACACGCACUCGUGAUCUAGAGGGUAGGGCGUGGUGCGGGCGGCGGCCGCGAGCCCGGCACCAUGGCGACGGUGGAGGGGCGGCCGGCGCAAUAUGGUGUCACCCUUCGGCAGCUGCGCGAGCUGAUGGAGACGCGCGGCGCCGAGGGGCUGGCCAAGAUCAACGCGCUCGGCGGGCCUCAGGACUUGUGCAAGAAGCUCUACACAUCGCCCACAGAUGGUCUUAGCGGUACAAAAGCAGACCUGCAGCACAGGCGAGAGGUGUUCGGUUCAAACCUCAUACCGCCGAAACCUCCCAAAACCUUCCUCACCCUGGUAUGGGAGGCGUUGCAGGACGUUACGCUCAUUAUAUUGGAGGUCGCUGCCGUGGUCUCUCUAGGGUUGAGUUUUUACAAACCGUCCGAAGACGAAAGUGAUCCUGACGACCCUGCGCAUUUGGACGAAGAGGAAGCCCAUUACCAGUGGAUCGAGGGUCUGGCGAUCUUAAUAUCUGUUAUAGUUGUCGUUAUAGUCACAGCGUUCAAUGACUACACGAAAGAGAGGCAAUUCAGGGGGCUCCAAUCAAGGAUAGAGGGUGAACACAAGUUCGCGGUGAUCAGAGGCAACGAGGUGAAGCAGGUGCCGAUCAGUGAAAUAGUCGUCGGCGACAUCUGCCAGAUCAAGUACGGGGACUUGCUGCCCGCUGAUGGCGUCCUAUUGCAGAGUAACGACCUUAAGAUCGACGAGUCAUCGCUGACGGGUGAAUCGGACCAUGUUAAGAAGGGAGAAUCUUUUGAUCCCAUGGUGCUAUCCGGUACUCACGUUAUGGAAGGGUCGGGUAAGAUGCUGGUGACGGCGGUGGGCGUGAACUCGCAGGCCGGCAUCAUCUUCACGCUGCUGGGCGCCGCCGUCGAGAAGGAGCACAAGGAGAUCAAGCAGAUGAAGAAAGAAGCCAAAAAGCAGCAGAAAAAGGGACAACGCAAGAGUCUGACAGGUGACGACGACUUGGCAGCCUCGGGCAACAGCCACGGCAACCACGCGCGGCCCGACGACAACCACGUGCCCGCGCCGCCCGCCGACAAGCCGCCGGCCGAAACCAGCCACAAGAAGGAGAAGUCGGUGUUGCAAGCCAAACUCACCAAACUAGCCAUACAGAUCGGUUACGCCGGUUCAACGAUCGCGGUGCUCACAGUAAUCAUUCUAGUCAUUCAGUUCUGCGUACACACAUUCGUCAUCGAGGGCAAGCAUUGGAAGGCGACGUACAUCAACAACCUCGUCAAGCACCUCAUCAUCGGUGUCACCGUGCUGGUGGUCGCGGUGCCGGAGGGGUUGCCCUUAGCCGUCACACUCUCACUCGCCUAUUCCGUUAAGAAAAUGAUGAAAGACAACAACUUAGUACGGCAUCUCGACGCUUGCGAAACAAUGGGUAACGCGACAGCCAUCUGCUCAGACAAGACUGGUACCCUGACGACCAACAGAAUGACAGUGGUGCAGUCGUACAUCUGCGAGAAGCUGUGCAAGGUCACGCCCAACUACAGGGACAUACCGCAAGAAGUCGCCGAGACCAUGGUCGAGGGGAUAGCGGUCAACAGCGCUUUCACGUCCAGAAUCAUGCCAUCACUAGACCCCACCGGUCCACCAAUGCAAGUAGGAAACAAAACUGAGUGCGCUCUUCUCGGCUUCGUAGUUAACUUAGGACAGAGUUACGAGGGCGUCAGGGAAAGGCAUCCUGAAGAAUCGUUCACUCGCGUCUACACGUUCAACUCCGUGCGCAAGAGCAUGUCCACUGUCAUACCUUAUAAAGGGGGAUAUAGGCUGUAUACAAAGGGUGCUUCCGAAAUUGUUUUAAAAAAAUGCGCUUUCAUCUAUGGUCAUGAAGGUAGAUUAGAAAAAUUCACCCGCGACAUGCAAGAUAGAUUAGUGAGGCAGGUGAUCGAGCCAAUGGCCUGCGAUGGACUACGGACGAUAUCCGUGGCGUAUAGGGACUUCGUUCCGGGCAAAGCGGAUAUUAACCAGGUGCACAUAGACCAAGAGCCCAACUGGGACGACGAAGACAACAUUGUAAAUAAUUUGACCUGCUUAUGCGUUGUUGGAAUUGAAGAUCCUGUCAGGCCAGAGGUACCAGAGGCGAUCAGGAAAUGUCAAAAGGCCGGCAUCACGGUGCGGAUGGUGACGGGUGACAACGUGAACACGGCGCGCUCCAUAGCCGUCAAGUGCGGCAUUCUCAAGCCCACCGACGACUUCCUCAUCCUAGAAGGGAAGGAGUUCAACACCAGAAUUAGGGACGCUAACGGAGAUGUACAGCAACACCUUUUAGACAAAGUGUGGCCGAAGCUGCGCGUGCUAGCACGAUCGUCGCCCACGGACAAGUACACGCUGGUGAAAGGCAUGAUCGAGUCCAAGGCCUUCGACAAACGCGAGGUGGUCGCGGUAACUGGGGACGGUACCAACGACGGGCCUGCGCUCAAGAAGGCUGAUGUAGGAUUUGCCAUGGGUAUCGCCGGUACGGACGUGGCGAAAGAAGCGUCGGACAUCAUUCUAACAGACGACAACUUCUCGUCCAUUGUAAAGGCUGUGAUGUGGGGUCGUAACGUUUACGACUCCAUUGCCAAGUUCCUUCAGUUCCAAUUGACUGUCAAUAUUGUCGCCGUCAUCGUCGCAUUCAUCGGUGCCUGCGCUAUCCAGGACAGCCCGCUCAAGGCGGUACAAAUGUUAUGGGUGAACCUUAUAAUGGACACGCUAGCGUCGCUUGCGCUUGCGACGGAAAUGCCGACCCCCGACCUGCUGCAAAGGAAGCCUUAUGGUCGAACCAAGCCGCUCAUCAGCCGCACCAUGAUGAAGAAUAUCCUCGGACAGGGUGUCUAUCAGCUCUUCAUCAUCUUCACACUGCUAUUUGUCGGCGACAAGAUGUUAAACAUCCCGUCGGGGCGAGGGCAGCAGCUGAGUUCGGAGCCGUCGCAGCACUUCACAAUCAUCUUCAACACAUUUGUCAUGAUGACUCUGUUCAACGAGAUCAACGCGAGAAAGAUCCACGGCCAGAGGAACGUCUUCCAGGGACUCUUCACCAACCCUAUCUUCUAUUCCAUCUGGAUCGGGACUGCACUCUCGCAGGUAGUAAUUAUCCAAUUCGGCGGCAUGGCCUUCAGUACGGCGGGACUGUCGAUAGACCAGUGGCUGUGGUGCUUGUUCUUCGGCGCCGGCACGCUGGUGUGGGGGCAGCUCAUCACCUCCAUCCCCACCAGGAAGAUACCCAAGAAGUUGUCAUGGGGCCGUGGACAGCCGGACCCAGAGUCCAUGCAGCCCGGGCCGGACUACGACUCGGACCUGGACAAGAAGCCGCGCGCCGGACAGAUCCUCUGGAUCCGGGGCCUGACGCGCCUCCAGACGCAGCUGCGCGUGGUGCGCGCGUUCAAGUCGACGCUCGAGGACCUGGAGGAGCGGCUGUCGGCGCACUCGGCCGCGGGCCUGCGCUCGCGCCUGCGCGCCGCGCCGCAGGACAUCGCCUACAUCGACGCGGACGACGUGCCCGCCGCCGCGCGCACCGAGACCACCAUAUUCUGAGCCCCCACCCCACCCGCGCCCCGCACACCCACACCCACACACCCACACACACAGCCACACACGCAUCGUGUACUUAACGCCGCAAUCUCCGCGCAAUCUCAUCCCGUCUCCGCCGGCCCCGAACCCUAGGCGAUAAGAUUUUCUAUUAAGUGUUGAAAUUUUUAGAUGUAGGUAGUCGAUAGCAAUAAAGUAUAUAGUUAGAGGCCCGACGUUAGGCUCCUAGACCGCAUCGUGCCUGUUACCGCGCCAGAGCGCCCUGCGUCACUGUUGUGUCUGCGACCUGCGACUCUCGAGGCGUGUGACGUCACCCGGUAGCCGGCGCAGCACCGCGUCGCCGCGUAACGAACACUGCUAUUUCAGAGACGAAACUAUUUUGUAAAUAAGUUUGUAUUUUUCUCGAACGUCUUUGUAUGUACAUCGGAGCGGUGAUAUUUUGUAUAGACGUUGUGAAGACUUUAGAUCCCUUUGACAUUGUAACUUUUACUCUAAUUCUUUAGAAUUUUACUACGUAAUGUUUACCUUCUCGAUAGGAUAUAGUUAGAGUUGCGAGUAGCUUCGUGUGAUUGAGCGCCCGAGCUCCGCGCGGCGGAUGAUGUUUUGUUUCAUAGUAAAUUUUGGGACCACUUUACCCCGUUUCUGCCUAAAACUGGGAUACAAUUAGAUCUACAAUUAUUAUAUCUAUAGCUAAAUGUUGUAUUAAACAGAGUAUAUGAAUAUAGAACACUAUGUAAUCUAAACAAGUAAAAUAGCUAGAUAGACCUUGUAUACGCCUACCUAAAGUUUAGUAUGAAUGGGACUCAACGCUCGACGAGAGAGCUACCGAACGACGUAUGUGUUAAGGUGAAACCUUGUAGCGAGUAUGAGAAUGUUACGAGAUCAAUUUACGAUUAAUAAAUUUUGAAGCGAAAUUCCAUAGCAUUUUCUUUCAAUAGUGUUAUGGUGGGGGCCGCCCAGUCUUAGAAUGUCGCUCUAUUUCAGAUGUUAACGGUAAGUUUAGGUCGAGUGGAACGCCGCCCGACGCCGUAGGUACCGUCGGGCCGGCCGCGGGCGGAGUCGCCGGACCCAGAGAAACGGGUACAAUUGAAACUCAACUUUAGAGAUACUAGCAUAUGGUUGAAAUUGCUAAAAUUGCAUUCAAGACGCGACACAAUGCCAGCAGGUUCGUGCUCGCGAAAUUUCGGCCUUAUUCAAAGGCGUUUAGAGCUGAGUUUUAUUUGUUAUCGCUGUCCCGCUACUCCGUCCGCGCUGGCCCUCAGUGUAGACUAUAACUAUAUAUAAUUAUAGCGACGCAUGACGCCCGUGUUGCACGUUGUCUGACGUCUACGUCUUCGGUACAUACACUUACACGCUCUGGCUUUACUAGUUACGAUCGAACGAAUCAGUAUACAGUAUACACCAAUCAGAAAUCACGUAUAGGUCAACCCUGACACCUCUCUAAAGCUGUUCGCGCAUAAUACGAGCAAAGGCUUCUCUUGACGCGGAUUUUUCAGUACUGAAAAUGCGGGAUCAGCCAUUUUGGAUGUUCCAACCCUGCUGAUUUUAUCCAAUAUUUUUAGCAGAGCUAUUUCUUACCAUAUCCAAUGCUGAUUUCUUUGCAUUUUCUAUCCCUGAAAAUUGUGUUGAAAAUGGUUUUUGCGCCUAUCAUGGGACGUAUGUAGUCUGUGUAGUAGCGAUCAGCUUGAUUCUCGAGAGGUGACGCGUGCGCCAUUUUGUGUCUUGCGCGUCAACAAAAUGGCCGCCACUUAGAUUGUAAGUACAGAGUAUCUAUUGAAGAUGUAUUUAGAACAUUCGGUACAACUUUUUUGUCUUACUUUUUUUAAUUGUAAUUUUUUAAUUAAUUUUUUGGCUUCGCAUUUAUAGUGUGGUCAUGCUUAUGUUCCAGCGUUAUGCAUGUAUACAGAUGUCUGUGAGUAUGCACAAGUAAACAUUUUGUUUUCUUUUUUAAUUACUUAGAUGUUUGGUAGCGUAUCUGAGAGUAUUUUUUUUAUUGAUGCUAUACUAUAUCAAUUUUAAUUUAUUGUUACGUUAGUGACAACCGAGUCUCGAGUCUUAAUUAUUUUGUACGCAUAUAACUCCAGUGUUCAAACUUUUUUUAAACUAAAAUUAUUAGUUUGUUAAUUACUCCAUCACAACAACUACCAAACCUCUAAAAUUUAGCAUUUAAGCAGCUACAAAAAUUGAUAACAAAAAACCAUUUAUAUAAUAUCUCCACUAUUACACCAAAACUAGAAAUAAGUACGGAACAUAUUUUAUCAUCUUGAACCUUAAAAGAGGAGCUUUUCUUACGUUUUUAUUUUUAACUUUUUUAAUCGUUUGCUCGGUUGUGUAAGUACUUAUUUGAUAAAUUGAUUUCAUUAUUUUGUUUUUGACUUACAUUACUUAGGUAUACUUAUUAUUACUUAACCGACAUAUAUUAUGAUAAACAACAUUCUUUAUAUUAAAACUCAUUUAAAUAAAGUAUUUAUUUGAAUUGUACCGAUAUUUCAUUUAACUGUACCUAUGAGAUCGCAGCACGUACUACGUAUGUAGAAAGGUAACACUUCGGUCGGCGCGUAGCUCACAUACCGGAAAACUUUUUACCUUAUUGCGUAGUUACUUAGCUUUCCCACACGGUAUUUUUUCUUAAUAAUAAUAUAAUUUUUAUAUAUUUUUUCAUUGCUAGUGGAUGCCCUGGACUGCCCCGCCCCAGCUAGUGUGAAUGCCCCUAUCUUAGUUAAAUCUAGGCACCUAUUUAGUAACGAAACUGCUAUACAAACAUUUUUUACUAAAUUUUUUCUACUAACAGCUACUUAACUCCUCACUUCUCGUAGUUUUCGGAAUUCUAAAACCAAAGAAUUAACGCUUGAUAACAAACGCAGCAUAUUUUCAAACCACUAUUUUUAAUCCGCAACUAAGUUUUUACGCACAUUUUUUUCUUAUCACUAAAAAUUGGAAUAAACAGAUUGUUUAUGCAACUGGCAAGUGUUGACACGUAACGUUGGUUUUGGAAGGCCGCCGACCCUAUUUGUUUAGUUGGUACUGGCAACAGCGAGCAGUUUUGUUACUCUUGCUUGCUGCGUCGCAGCGCCGCCGCUGCUGUCUGACGCGUGCGUCAUGUUGUUUUGCAGCAAAAAGCGGACAUAUUGGCCGGCCGCAGGAUAUUUGUCAAUAAUUAUUUGGCGGAGCACAGGAGGAUCAGCGUACAGUCCGGCGGCAGCUCCUUGCCGGCGCUCAGCCCCGUGUCGCAUCAGAGCGACGACUAACUAAACUAACCACUAACUAAGCUGUAAACCGAAAAGGCUACACGAAAAUAACUAAAUUUACAACAGAGUUAUUCAAAACUAACUAAAUUUAUACGAAAUUUAUUCAAACAUAACUAAAUUUACACGAAAGUUAUUCAAAAACAAAUAAAUUUAUAAAAAAAAAUUAUUUGAUAAAUUUUACAAAACUAUGGAAGACUUUGAAUGCCUGUAUGGGUACGUGUUUAUUACUAUUCUAAAAAAAAAACUUUGAAAUUAUUGCACAAUAGUAGCUUUUACUCGUAAUCGUAUCGAAGUGAUCCAAAUAUUAACUGCCAAUGAAUAACGCCAGUUAAAAGUUUAUUAUAAAAAUAUAAUCCACGUAUAAAAUUUUCACUUGUCGGUAAUAAAAUCUCUUUAAAAUGUAAAUUUAGAAUAGUUAAGUCGUAAAAUUGUUUACUAAAAUAUAUUUAAGUCUAAGAAAAAUAUUAGAAUUUGCGAGAUAAAAAUAAUAAAUAUAAGAUUUAAACUUAAUAAUAUUAUGGUGCACCUUUUUAGAGUGAAUAUUUUAGCGAUAAUAUUGCAAAGUAUUCUUUUAUAGCCGAUAUAUUAAAAUGUGAGUCAUAUGAGCACGUUCGAUUAUUUUUCUACGAGAAGGUUAUAAUAUCGUUAGUUUUUCUGUAAAUAUUCAUGACCACUUACCUUCUUUCGUUCUCGAUGGAUGUUUUCUAACGUUGUUGUGUGUUGUGCUAAUGUUAAAGAUUUAUAACGAGAUCAUUAAUUUUUAUAUGGAAGAUAUGAAAUUCAUGUGCCAUUUUAUAUUAAUAUAAACUCAUGAUUUUCCGCUACCAAGUGCUUAAGUGUUUUGGACGAUAUUUAAAUUUGCUUGAUUUGUUUAUUAUUUUAUUUGUGAAUGCAUUAUUUGAUGUGUUGAUCUUGUGUCUUUGGAUCUGUUAUUGUGAAGUUGUUUGUGUUUCAUACUUUGUCUUAACGUUUGCAUCAUGGGCUGUGCUAUCGGGAGAGCAAUAUGCGAUCCAAUUAUUAUUUUUGUUUGUAAGUGUUAAAUUAGACCUUAUAUUUAGAAAAAUGUACCCUCAGAAACCACUGAAAAUUUCAUAGUUAAUCUGUGCAUGAUAUAGAAGAAACAUAAUUAUUAUACUUGCCUAUUUAGUUCAAACUAUUCUUAAUUUUCUUUAAACUUAAACCUUAACUUAAAUCUUAAGUAGAACACUAUCCACAAUUACUUAUUCACACUCGACACCGUCUUCCAAACAUUUUAUUACUCUUUUCUUUUAUUUUUAGUUUUCCGUUUUUAGUGACCCAGGACGUUCUCAAGCAAAUUUAAAUAUUUUCAUAUAACAGUGUGAUAAUUUUAAUAUGUAUUCACGUUAAGUAUGUUAUAAACUUAUAACGUUUGUAUGUAAUGAUCAUUUAACGCACUUCGUGUAGUGAAAUAUUCGCCUGCUACUAAAUAUUAAGACUAGGGAGUACUGAAAAUAUUAUACCUAAAAUAUAUUGAAAAAAUUCUAAUACGUGUUUUGGUGUACACCAAGUGAUAGUUAUAAAAGUAAAACUUUUAUCAAAAUAAUAAUAAUAAUACGCUUAUAGUGUUUUUUCCUACACGCCUAUAGAUUAAUAAUUGAAAACACUUUAAUCAAAUAGUGGAGCAUGAUUUUCUGCUACACAGCCAACGGUCUCUAGUAUAAACUGGUACUCUAUCAAUUCGUUGUUUCUAUGCUUCUUGUCUCUUAUUAAACUUUAGUAAUAAAGUAUCUAUACUCCAAAGUAACUUUCAUUUCACCCCGUGCCUCGUUGGGAGCUGCAUUUACAAGGUAACUGGCCGUCUACGACGUGUGGUGUGUCCUUAAUGUUGGCCGAGUGUGUUAGAUGUUGGUGUCCAACGUUGGCCGGAAUGUUUGUCGUACAAUAGCUCGAUGUUAGAGAUCGCUUAGCUUUCAUAAUCUUGUAUAGUAUUAGCCACACUUAGCAUGAGCUGUUCGAAUAGUAGACUAUUUUUGAAUAAUUAUUAGGUUUAUAUUAUUCAUUUAUUUUAUUGAAUAGUUAAACUUAGUGAUUUUCAGCUAUGACCGUAAUAUCACUGCGUAGAAGUAAAUAGUUUAGUAUAGUAUUUAUUACCUAAAUCAGCUUUUUAGAUAGUAAUACUUUAAAUAAACCGAUUUAAAAAUAAUAUAAAAAUCAGAAAGUUUAGAAAACUGGUUUAUAGAAGGUUCUUUAUUUAUUUGCAAUCACCUUAUUCAAAGCGCUUUUAUGUUUUAGUUUUAUUUAAAAUAUGUAUAAUAUAAUUAAAGUAUAGAAGUAUAGAUAUCUGGUAUGUGAGCGACUCCGUCAAUAUUAUAAAUGUGCUUCUAGCUCGUAUCGCAUGAAGAAAACAAAUGGAAACACACACAACCGUGUGUGCGAACACUACGAACACACACACACGCACAAAAACAGUGUUAUAUAAAAAAAUGAGUGUUAAACGCUUCAACCCGCAUAUUAUAAUCUCGUCGAGAGCUACAUAAUAUGUAUUUACAGAUCAAUGUUUAUUUCGGUAUUGUAUUCUUAUUAUUAUUACGUUAUAAUUUAAUUAUGUUGUUUUUUUAUUUUCACGAUUUUAAUAUAUAAUGGAUAUAACGGAGCCCUGGAUGGAAACGUACAAAUAUAGUUGUUAAGUGCACAACCCAUGAAUGUGCUUCUUAUAUCUACGGUUGUAGGGUAUACCCUGCGUUAUUUUAGUUCACCUACUCUAUUUUUGAUUUACCUUCUUCCUAAGACCUGUUUCGCUUCGCGAGGCACUGCUUCGGGCAGGCCCCUGUAACUACACUCUGCAAAUGUCUAUCACAAAGCUAAACUAUCGAACGAUAUUCUAAAUUACAUAAUAUAUACCGUAUGAAAUAGCUAAUAAUGGUAUUCGCUACUUGUAUUAUUAGAAAAACAUCGUGAGGAAAUCAGCACGCCUCAAAUGUUAUCAAAGGUGUGUGAAGUCUGUCAAUCUAUAUUGAGCCAACGUGAACUAAUUUGGGCCUAAGCCCUUGUUUUUUUAGAGGAAAUCCGUACACAUCAGUGAGCCCGCGAUGGGCUGAAGUGAUUUUUGUAAAAUAUUGAAUUUCUAGAGCGAAAAACAAUAUAAAUAUACAUUUUAAAUGAAGAAAACUUCAAUAACUACCAUAUUACAAACACAUUUUUUUCAUAUUAAAAAUGUACAUAUAGAUAAAUCCCACUUCUGAUUUACAAUAUCUUCUGAUCUAAAUUUUUGUAUAAUUUUUUUUGACACGAUAAUUAAAUAUUUAUGUAUAAAUUAAUGAAGUUUCAUUAGGCUUUUGAAAUAAUUUCGAUACCUUCAAGUAUGAGAACCUUUUCGACUGAGAACACUUAAAGUUUUUGUUUAAUUUGUUUAUUUGUUUACAACGUUUAUGACGUUUAUGGUGUAAACGUUUGAGUUUUGCUGCACACCAUCACAGUGCAGUUGAUUUUAGAGUAACAAUAAUUGGGAUGAUGCCUAUUGCCUAUGUCUAAAAUAAAUUAUUUAUUAGGAGUCAUUAAAUAAAGGGACUUCCAAAAUUCAUAAAACCCGCGUCCGAUGUUAGUUUUAAGUUUGCUAACUAUUUUAAAUUAUCGAUUUAACU
Molecule: messenger RNA, 11293 nt
Organism: Maniola jurtina (meadow brown)
Lineage: Eukaryota; Metazoa; Arthropoda; Insecta; Lepidoptera; Nymphalidae
Gene: PMCA
Product: plasma membrane calcium-transporting ATPase 3
Exons: 25
Coding region: 973-4449 (1158 amino acids)
Biological process (GO): calcium ion transmembrane transport; regulation of cytosolic calcium ion concentration
Cellular component (GO): intracellular membrane-bounded organelle; membrane
Molecular function (GO): P-type calcium transporter activity; ATP hydrolysis activity; ATP binding
Source: RefSeq, a predicted model, not a curated record